AUGAGUGUGACAUCAUGGUUCCUGGUGAGCAGCUCGGGGACGCGGCAUCGCCUCCCCAAAGAGAUGAUCUUUGUGGGCCGGGAGGACUGUGAGCUGAUGCUGCAGUCUCGCAGCGUGGACAAACAACACGCUGUCAUCAACUACAACCAAACUACUGAUGAACACCUGGUCAAAGACCUGGGCAGCCUCAACGGGACGUUUGUGAACGACCUGAGAAUCCCUGAUCAGACCUACAUCACCCUGAAAGUGUCUGACAUCAUCCGCUUUGGAUACGAUUCUCAUGUUUACGUUCUGGAGAAAAGUCAACACAAAGUCCCAGAGGAGGCACUGAAGCACGAGAAAUACAGCAGUCAGCUGCAGAUGAGUCUGAAAGCUUCAGAGGGAAAAAGAGCCGAGCUGGAGGAGCGAAGCCGAGCCGAUAAAAGCCCCAGCACCAAGACAACGGUGGCAGAGACUCCGGUGAGUCGGCCCACGCCUCUCUACGGUCAGCCGUCCUGGUGGGGAGAGGAGGAUUAUGGGAAUAAAGUCCAGAGCAGCGAUGAGCAUCAUCCAGACUUGCAGAGAGACGCUUCAUCUGUGGAUCCGGAUCUGAGCGGAUCUCUGUCAGACUCGCAGCCAAAGACCUUCCCUCCGUACCACCGUGAGCCGAGCUACUUCGAGAUCCCCACCAAGGACUUCCAGCCCCCCAAAACGUUAGGGGCGGAGCUCCAUGAGAUCCCCACCAAGGACACGGACCCGGCCCCGGCCCCAGCUCCUCCCUCCCCCCCCACCCCAACCCCGCCCGUCGUCCAGAGCCACGCCUCCUUCACCAUCGAGUUUGAUGACUGCUUGCCCGGCAAGAUCAAGAUCAAAGAUCACGUGACCAAGUUCUCCACCCGCCAGAGGAAGCAACAGGCUCUGCCCACUAAGGCCGCCACGGCCACGCCCACCGACAUGAUGUCAGCAGAGAGCAAGGUGGCUGAUUGGCUGGUCCACAGUGAUGUCAGCAUGAUGAGGAGGCGUCCGAUGUGUGAAGAUGUUUACAGCACCAAGAGUGACCUCGCUAUGAACAUCAAGACACUCAAAGGUCACCACCAUGACGACGGGACCCAGAGUGACUCAGAGGACCCUGUGCUUAAAGGAAGGAGGAGUAAAUCCCACCACUCUGUCCACUCUCAACAGUCCAUCCAAUCAGAGCAGUCUGAGUCGUCGCAGCAAACUGUCCAAUCAGUGCAGUCCAUCCAUUGCCAGCCGGCUGCUCCAAUGCCAGUGCAGUACUCUCCACCCAGACCAGCCCCAGCCUCACCUGUGGCCCCAGAGCGGCCCCUGUCCCAGAGCCCUCCUCAGGCUCAGUCCCCUACCACAGAAACGCCCAAGCAGGGGCCACCUGAGCACCUCACCCAGCAGGCCUUCAUCAUCGAGUUCUUUGAUGAUAACCCCCGCAAGAAGCGCUCGCAGUCCUUCACGCACAACCCCGCCCACGCUGACUCCUACUCCGCCCUCAAAGCUAAGCUGGAGCGAAGGAAAGGCGGCGAGAGGCCAGCAUCGGUGCACGGGCACAUCCCUCCCACCCAGCAGGUGACGGUUCCUCUGAAGGGUCAGGGCCACGGUGGCCCCCAAAGGUCGAGCUCUCUUAAGAGGGAAAAGACGGAAGGGGAGGCAGCCUCGUCUGGCUCCUCCUCUCGCUCCUCUUCAGGCAUCACCAUCAGACCCUUCGGCAGCGUCGGGAAGAAGUCGAAGCUUGCCCAGGAGUUUGCUGCUGAAUAUCUGAAGGAUUCUGGUCAAAAAGACAACUCCCCAACGAGGGACAAGACAUCCCCUCCACCAAUGUCUGCACCGCCAGUGAUGGUGACACCUCCAAAUGCAAGAAUUCCCUCCCCACCAGAACCUCCAGCUCCUUCUGCAGUGUCCUACCCAUCCUCUCCCUUACGAUCCCAUCCAAAAACCCAUCCGAUCUCAAAGUCCUUGAUCCCCACCAGCACUGCUGGCCAGACUGCCUCUCCGGUCCACUCCACAGGACCCAACCUAAUGUCCCCCAUACUGGCCCUGGGUGUCCGUGGAGGAGACCCCAAAGCUUCUCCGAGGAUGGUGAGGAACGAGGAGGAUGACAGCCUGAGUGAUGCCGGGACCUACACCAUCGAGACAGAGUCGCAGGACAAAGAGGUGGAGGAAGCUCGCAACAUGAUCGAUCAGGUGUUUGGUGUCCUCGACUCUCCAGAGUACAGUGGUGUGAACACAGGAGUGUAUAGGCCUGUAAUAAAUGAUGGCAAAGAUGAGCAAGCUAACCUGCCUAGCACUGUGGACCCGUUGCAUGGCUUUAUCCCAGCUGCUCUCUGCGGCUCCCCAACAGGCCCCAUACAGGUUCCUCCUGCUCAUGCAGCAGGUCUGGAAGGACCUAAAUGGGUUUCCCGUUGGGCCAGUCUGGCAGACAGCUAUGCUGAACCUGGUUCCACUCCACCGCAGGGGGAAUGUCUAGAAGAUUUGCGCUUGAUGAGCCGGUCGAUGGGAAGUUACAACUACGACAACUCUGAGUCUGAGUCGAGCCACAGCUCCAGGACCAGGAGGCUGCUGCCCCAGGUGCCCCCAGAAAAGCUGGAUAGCACCACCCCAAGUAUCCUGAUUCGCCAUGAAGCUUUCCCAGGUCCAGAGCCACUGAGCAAAGCCUCUGGUACUCCCCGCCCACAGGACUCCACCCAGCGCCUGUCCGUCCAGGAUGACGUAGACCCAGACAGUCUGAGUGACGCCAGCCGCUCAGAUGAUGGACCCAUUCUGGAGAAAUCAAAGAAGAAUCAGGCCAGGACUGGAGCGCCUUCUCUAGGGAGCGCAGGUCCUCCACUCAAGGGUCAGGAGAAAGUGUCUCCAUCCACCAAAUCAACCUCCUUCUACAUUGGUUCUGAAGACAGUCCAGGCAAACCUGAUCAGGCCAGGAGUCCAGUGCAGUCUGAGAGGACACGAGAACCCCCAGCAAAAACUCCCCCCACAACCGUGCUGAUCCGACACCUUAGCGGGCAUGAACCCAAGAGGACUGGUGUCAAACCCAACAGCUCCGCUCCAAACCUACAAACACAGGACAAGGAUUCUGUCCCCACUAAGGACAGCUGCAUGUUGUCCUUCGUCCGGCAGGAGAGCUUCACCAAAGACCGACCCAGUGACACCGUCCAGAUGAAGAAGCUUCCCCACAUUUCCAGCCAGCCAUCCAUCAGAGACAUGGAGCAGAGGAGGGAGAACAUCCAGGACACGCAGUCCUUCCUCCAGGAAACUGAGGGAACUCUGUCUUCUUUGGACACCAAGUUUCCAUCUUCUGGCUCUGGUCGUAGCUCAAAGAAAGGAGGCUCCUCCAGUCACAUGGACGACUCACUUUCUGGUGAGUCCGAUGUGGACACAGCGAGCACUGUGAGCCAGGUGAGUAGUAAAAAUGCUCCAGUCAGUUCUGUUCCUAAAAAGCGUCCAGCCAUCAGCAGCCUUCAAAAGGAGAAGUCCUCCUCCAGCCCGUCAAUCCAAGAAAAGGGACGGCAGCUCACUGCCCGCGAACGCCUUUCUGAGAAACGCCGAAACCAGGCGCCUGCCGAUGCAUUGAGCAAAGCAGAGGCAGCAAAGCGCUUUCAGAUGCGCCGCAGUGCAGGAAACCGUGGCUCUCUGGAUCUGUCUGAGGGCCAACAGAGUUCAGCUCCACACUGGACUGAAACAACAUCAUCUGACCAUGAAAUUUCCCGUCCGUCCAGCCGUAGCAAGAAAGUCAUCGCCCCCCUUCAAAAAGAAGAUAAUGGAAAGACGUCGAAGACAGCAUCUCAGCAGGUUCUGACACGCUCCAAUAGCCUGUCAGCGCCACGGCCGACCAGGGCAUCAAUGCUUCGACGAGCACGUCUGGGGGAAACCUCAGAUAACGAAGGUACGGAGACUGACCGGGCCUCCCAAAAUUCAGACCAUAUCACUGCACCUCCCAAAACGUCUGCUGAAGUGAAGAAGCUCUCCAGGCUGGACAUCUUGGCGAUGCCAAGAAAGAGGACCGGCUCUUUCACGGCUCCCAGCGACAACGAGACGUCCUCCACGAGCCGGACCGGGUUCUCCAAUCGGAACUCUGAGUCUGCUGUUACCACCAGGAAGACGUCGGCGGGUGACGCCCGCCAGGCAGCUAGCAGAGGGGGCGCAGCUCCAGGGAAGCAAACGCUGACCCGUACCCGGUCCAGUGGAGCCAAGUACACCAGCACUGGUUCCCGUCACAGGCAGAAGGGCUCAGACUUCUCCUCUUCCUCUGAGGAAGAGUAUAAGACAAGCACCAGUAAUCAGAAAGCCAAACGCUCCUCCCAUCCCUCCGCCCAGACGCCUCGCCACCGGACAGCCGCCACCCGCUCCAAAUCUGUCUCCCUGGAGACGGAGGAAGAUGAAGACCAGAACGACGGUGACCCCUACCAGAACUGGUCCACGCACAGCGCCGAGAUCGCCAAGCUCAGUCAGGACUUGGCCAAAGAUUUGGCCAUCCUGGCGAAGGAAAUCCACGAUGUGGCCGGUGACGGAGACUCACCGAGCUCCAGCAUGGGCACCAGCACCUCACCCAGCUCACUGCCCAACACGCCAGCCUCCACCAUCUCUGCCAGGGAGGAGAGGCCAUAUCCAUACUUACGUGGAAUUCAACCAUCUCAGCUGGUCCAUCAUAUCCCUGAGGCCAGUUUAAACUACCAGAAGGUUCCGCCAGGUUCUGCUGCCGUCUCGGACCUGGACGCAAACAUGAAUGAGCCGGAGACCGGUUCUAAGCAACGCCGUCCAUGGAACCGUGAAGAGGUGAUCCUUGACAACCUGAUGCUGAAUCCAGUGUCACAGCUGUCACAGGCCAUCCGCGAGAACACCGAGCAGCUGGCCGACAAAAUGAAGGUUCUGUUCCAGAACAAGGCGGAGGUCUGGGAGGAGAUCGAGGCCAAGAUCAACGCUGAGAACGAAGUCCCCAUUCUGAAAACCUCCAACAAGGAAAUUACCUCGAUUUUAAAAGAGCUGAGAAGAGUCCAGAGGCAGCUGGAAGUGAUAAACACCAUCGUGGAGCCCGGCGGGAGUCUCCAGAUUGCAGCUGUCGGCACGUCGGCCCCCAGUCAGACUCCUCAGGUGUCCUCAAAGGAGAAGAAACCUGCUUCCAGAUCCCGUGGUGUCCCCCCAACCUCCAACGCCAAUGAAAGCACCAAGAGACCACCUCGUGGACCCGACGGGGCCCACUACAUGGCCUGA
Messenger RNA from Scomber scombrus (Atlantic mackerel), 5193 nucleotides. It is a transcript of the gene cep170bb, whose product is annotated as centrosomal protein 170Bb. Bases 1 to 5193 code for a protein of 1730 amino acids. Lineage: Eukaryota; Metazoa; Chordata; Actinopteri; Scombriformes; Scombridae. The record is from RefSeq and is a predicted model, not a curated record. Gene Ontology annotation, molecular function: protein binding. The transcript is spliced from 19 exons.